Molecule: messenger RNA, 623 nt
Organism: Camarhynchus parvulus
Lineage: Eukaryota; Metazoa; Chordata; Aves; Passeriformes; Thraupidae
Gene: DNAAF3
Product: dynein axonemal assembly factor 3
Exons: 4
Biological process (GO): motile cilium assembly; axonemal dynein complex assembly
Source: RefSeq, a predicted model, not a curated record
CCCGCGCCGCCGCCAUCCUGGAGCUGCUCGGUUCGGGUUCGCUCCGCCCGGGCACGGCCGCGCUGCUGCGGGGGGCGGCGGGGCGGCUCCGCCGAUGGAUCCGAGCCGGCACCGAACCGGAACCGGAACCGGCACCGAACCGGAACCGCAACACCAACGGGCCCGCGGAUCUGCGCCUCAUGAAGUGCCGGGACCGGGACGCGCUCGAGGCGGUUCUGCAGCGCUGGGAGCGAUCGGUGCCGGUACCGGAGGCGAUCCCGGGGGCGGUGCCGGUGCCGGUACCGGCGGUGGCGGAACCGGGGCCCCCGGGCUGGGACCGGCGGCUGCGGCGGCGCCUCGGGGCCCGGUACGAGGCGAGGGCGGCGGUGGCGGACUGGGAGCUGCGGAUGGCGCUGCACCCGCGCGGGGCCACGUCGGUGUCCCCGGCCGAGUUCGGGCGCUGGCGGGAGAGCGGCGACGCCUUCGGGGGAGGCGGAGCGACCCCGAACCCCACGGUGCUGAGCGACCCGCGGCCCCGGGCUGACGGGCGCUCGGUGUCCCCCCCCUCCUACUGGGGGGACACGGUCACCGGACCCUUCCUCAGCUUCGGCCUCGGCCCCGCCGCGCCCCGGAGCCCCCCCCAG